AAGAGACCAUUGCAGUAUAUAAAAGGACGAUCCACUGCUCGUCUACUCUCCAUUCCUUUCCAUAUCACACACCCCUUCUCAACUUGACAACGUCCCAGCAAGAAGCUCUCUCUCAACCCAGCAUGGCCUACCCAAGUGACCCAUUCAAACCAUACGAUGCCAAUCAUCAAACCCUUAAAGGACCCGGAGAUGCACGACCAACGACGCUACAAGUGCUCAAAGACAACAAUGCUUUUGGCAAGUUGAAGGGCAAGACCAUCCUCAUUACUGGCUGUUCAGCAGGUCUGGGCGUCGAGACUGCCCGAGGGCUGUACGAGACUGGCGCUACUCUCUUCCUCACGGCGCGCGACAUGAAGAAACUGGACGGCGUGAUCGACGACAUUGUGCAGAAUGCGCAGCACAACAAAGACGGACCCAGACCGCAAGCCGUCGAGAUGCACCUCGACAGUCUCGAGUCGGUGCGCAAGGGUGUCGAGGCCUUCAAGCAGCAGUCCGGCAAUAAGCUCAACAUUCUGAUUGAGAAUGCGGGCGUUAUGGCUUGUCCUUUCACCCCUACCAAGGAUGGCUACGAACAGCAGCUUGGCGUCAAUCAUUUCGCCCACUUUCUGUUGUUCCAGCUGCUGCGUCCGACGUUGAUCACGUCGGCGAAAGAGUCCGGCUCUGCGAGUCGUGUGAUCGUCCUCAGCAGUGCGGCGCAUCGCCGGGGCGGCCUGCUAUUCAGCGACGAGGAAGGACUAAACGCAUGGAACAAGGGCGACAACUACGAUAAGUGGAAAGCGUACGCGCAAGCAAAGACAGCGAACGUGUACAUGGCCAACGAACUCGAUCGACGCUACGGCUCGCAGAACGUGGUGGGCGUGUCCGUCCACCCGGGAGGCAUCUUGACUGAUUUGCCGCGCCAUCUCUCCCAGGAGGAUCUGGCCGCGCUGGGCGUCGGGGACAGCAUGGCGCACAUCUUCAAGAAUCCCAGCCAAGGCGCCGCCACGACUGUCUGGGCGGCGGUGAGUCCGCAUUUCGAGGGCAAGAAUGGUGGACGGUAUCUGGAAGAUGUCGGUGAGUCGAGUCCGGCGCAGGAAGGGACGGUGAUGGGAGAUCCGGGGUAUGAACCUCAUGCGUAUGACAAGAAGAGCGAGGAGAUGUUGUGGAAGAUCAGCUGCAAGGUGGUGGGCGUGCAGGAUGACUGAGGCUGAGGCUGACCGCAUGGUGCCGCUCCAACGGUUUUGCAUGAUUCUUCGUUCCACGUGACUGUUUGUACUUAGCAGCCGGCGUUGAGCUGGCUAACAAAACCCUCUCUGCUUCACUUCAUCGGUUACUCUUCAUGGCCGAUCAGUAUGAGAGUGCAUCGAUUAUAUACAGAUCUAGUAUCUGUCCACGUGAAUGUGGACGCCAAGUCGACGCGCGAUGAUGUCAGGGUGGUGGACUUGGUCGACAGCCACAUGCACACAAACACACCACACGCGAGCAUUCU
Molecule: messenger RNA, 1468 nt
Organism: Neohortaea acidophila
Lineage: Eukaryota; Fungi; Ascomycota; Dothideomycetes; Mycosphaerellales; Teratosphaeriaceae
Exons: 1
Coding region: 123-1184 (353 amino acids)
Source: RefSeq, a predicted model, not a curated record